Messenger RNA from Passer domesticus (house sparrow), 4949 nucleotides. RefSeq names its product zinc finger protein 131 (gene ZBTB35). Gene Ontology annotation, biological process: regulation of transcription by RNA polymerase II. The transcript is spliced from 7 exons. Gene Ontology annotation, cellular component: nucleus. Gene Ontology annotation, molecular function: DNA-binding transcription factor activity, RNA polymerase II-specific; protein binding; RNA polymerase II cis-regulatory region sequence-specific DNA binding. NCBI's taxonomy places the organism in Eukaryota, Metazoa, Chordata, Aves, Passeriformes, Passeridae. The record is from RefSeq and is a predicted model, not a curated record. The coding region runs from base 1626 to 3479 and encodes 617 amino acids.
AUGACCCAGGUUUUUAAAAAGAGAAUGGUCAAUGAAUGCUUCAACAGCAUUUAGAUACACAGUAAACUCACAUUUUUACUAGUUCUGUUUAAAUUAAUGAACUGCCUAAUAUAAAUUGUAUGUUUUCUACUAUGUUUUGUAACAGUUCUAAGAAAGAAACUUUUUUAAGUAUCUUGAUUUUGCUAGGCUAAGGUUGCUCUAUUAUUUUGAGGUUUGGGGUGUUUCUUUUGAGAUAUCCCUACAGUGAGGUUGGAAGUAGAGCAAAAACCAUGAGAGAUGAAAAUCAUGAGAGCUGGAGAUAAAAUUUUUGAAUUUUUGUUUUUAGGAAUUAUCCUUUUAAUUGCAAGUCAUCUGCCCUUUUAUAAUGUGUCAAAAAUGAGCAGGAAGAAUUAAACUGUGAAGUAGGUAGCUAAACCUUCCUACAUGAGACUUGGUGUGAAAUACCUGAUUGUGAAAGAAAGGCAGGAAUUUCUGGUUGUCUGUUUUAGACCCACCAUUACAGAUGAGGUGAAGAGAAUGCAGCAGCAGCAUCUGCUCCCUUCCACCACAUCUUCCCCUGCAGGCUGGGCUCCUCUGCCCACUUAGAGACCCUGACAGUUGUUUCUGGUGUGAAAUACAGAAUAUGUAGAAUUUUCUUCAGGAAGGAUUUGCUUGAUGUUUGAUCUCUGUGUACUGUCAAGCCUCUUCAACAAGAAAGGAGAUUUAAUACAUGACACAGAGAACAGCCGACAAGCUCUAAGUUAUGUACAGGUGUUAGAAAAAUUACUUGUGGGUACAAUUGCCUUCUUAAGCUUAUGAAGACAUACUUCAGUGAUCUCUGACCUACGGACAGGCUAACAAAGCCUGGGAAAAUGGGUGUGCCACUGAUAGUGGACACAGAGAAUCUAGAAUUUAGAGGCCAUAGGGACAUGUAGCAGAAACCCCAAAAUAAGCAAAAAAACUAAUAAAGCAAAUUUUGCAGUUGUAUUGGAAUUGGCUCCAGCUGGGUAACAGGUAAUUCUGGCUGGGGAAGAUUGCAACGACCAGCCCAAGAAACCUGCUCUUCCAAAAGAAGAGAGAGGCUGAGCAUGGGGACUAAUUAGCACUGGAAGCAAGAAAAUCAUUACCCAGUAGAAGAGAGAAUACUAAUUAAUUAGAGAACUAUGUUACCUGUAACUAGUGAACACUAAUCCUUUUGCUCGCUAAAAUGUAUAAUUAGUAAAAAGUUCUUAUAGUUGGGUACUUGAUUUGUGGAGUUCCACCGGGCACCCGGGCUUGCGCAACUCUGAAAUAAAUAAUCGGUGUCACCUCGAGUGUGCAGUUACUGGCUCCUUGCACACUAGGUAACGAAUCCAACUUUUGUGGGCAGCAUUUCUGUGGUUGGCAACGUAGCAGUAGCAGGUAGGGCUGGAUUUCCCUGAGUAGUUGCUUCUGCUCUACUUAUUUCAUUCUCUUGGCAAAACAACUUCUUCAUGAGUGACUUUUUUCUGAGAGACAAGAAGGAAUGUGUUUUGUGGUGUAAACAGGAACUCCAUAAUUCUUUUUUCUGCAGCAUUCUAAGUGUUAGCCACAUUAGUGUGGGAGUUGAAAAUGAGGAUUGCUUCAUGGAUCUGAAGUAAUUUUGCCUGGAGACCAGGCCUUCUGCCAUGGAAGCUGAGGAAACAAUGGAAUGUAUCCAGGAAUUCCCUGAACACUAUAAAGUUAUUUUGGAUAGACUGAAUGAACAACGUGAGCAGGACCAGUUUACAGAUAUCACUCUGAUCGUCGAUGGUCACCAUUUUAAAGCCCAUAAGGCAGUUCUUGCUGCUUGUAGCCAGUUCUUCCACAAAUUCUUUCAAGAUUUCACUCAGGAGCCUUUGGUGGAGAUUGAAGGUGUAAGUAACAUGGCAUUUCGUCACCUAAUUGAGUUCACCUAUACAGCAAAGCUAAUGGUACAAGGUGAGGAAGAAGCAAAUGAUGUUUGGAAAGCUGCAGAGUAUCUACAGAUGCUAGAAGCAAUCAAAGCACUUGAAAUCAGGAACAAAGAAAAUUCAUCGCCCUUAGAAUCAAAUGAAGCACAAGGUAAAAAUAAACCAAAAAAGAGGAAGAUUGCUGAAACCUCUAAUGUUAUCACAGAAACAUUGCCAUCUGCAGAAUCAGAGCCUGUCGAAAUUGAGGUUGAGAUUGCUGAAGGGACGAUGAAAGUGGAGGAUGACAGCAUUGAAACCCUUGAAGAAGUAGCUUCUGCAGAGCAAUCCAUAAAGUACAUACAGACAACAGGUACAUCAGAUGAAUCUGCUUUGGCUCUUUUGGCAGAUAUCACCAGCAAGUAUCGUCAGGGAGAGAGAAAAUGCCAGAUGCAAGAAGAAGGUGAUAGUACAACUGACCCCUCGUGCAAACAGGUAGAAGGUAUUGAAAUUGUGGAACUUCAGCUGUCACACAUGAACAAUUUAUUCCACUGUGAGAAAUGUAACCGUUCAUUUAAAUUGUUUUACCAUUUUAAGGAACACAUGAAAACACAUUCUACUGAGAAUUACAAAUGUGACAUAUGCAAUAAAAGAUACCUACGAGAGAGUGCUUUGAAACAGCACCUCACCUGUUACCACCUUGAUGAAGGUGGUGCCAGCAAGAAGCAAAGACCUGGCAAGAAAAUACAUGUAUGCCAGUACUGUGACAAGCAGUUUGACCAUUUUGGGCAUUUUAAAGAGCACCUUCGUAAGCACACAGGUGAAAAACCCUUUGAAUGUCCAAACUGCCAUGAACGUUUUGCUCGGAAUAGCACACUGAAAUGUCACCUGACAGCCUGUCAGUCUGGAGCUGGCGCUAAAAAGGGAAGAAAGAAGCUGUACGAAUGUCAGGUUUGUAACAGCGUAUUUAACAGCUGGGAUCAGUUCAAAGACCACUUGGUAAUACACACUGGUGACAAACCCAACCACUGUACCUUAUGUGAUCUGUGGUUUAUGCAAGGCAGUGAGCUGAGAAGGCAUCUCAAAGAAAUGCACAAUAUUUCAGAACUAUUAGUGACAGAAGAGGUUCUUCCAGUGGAAGCUAUGGAAGCUGAACCAGUAACAUCAAUGACAAUAAUAGAACAAGUUGAGCAAGUGCAUGUCCUACCAGUCAUUCAGGUACAAGUGGAUCCUGCACAGGUAACUGUGGAACAGAUGCACCAGGAUCUCAUCCAGGACAAUCAAGUGAAAGGCACACAGAUGGAGGAACUACAGGAACAAGUGCAGAUUAGUUACUUGGAAGUUGAACACAUUCAGACUGAACAAGGUGCUGAAGUUCAUGUGGAGCAGUUACAUGUUGAGCAUGUAAAUCAAAUACAGAUGGAAGAAGUACAGGCAGAACUUAUAGACGGAACAGACCUUGAACAAGUAGAAUAUCAAAGUGUUGAUCAAGGAGAAGCAGAAGAAAAGGAUCAUAAUCAAGAAGAUGAUGCAGAUAAGGAACAUCAUGAGUCAGCUGAAGACUUAAAAACACAACAGUUAGUGGAUACACAAAAUGCAGAAGUGGAUGAGUAGGACAUAAUGACACUGCAGUUUUAACAAUGAAAUACCAAAUUAUUUUUGUUAACUUUUACAUUGGUUUUUGAACCAUCACUGGUCACCUUUCCAAUAUGCUGUCCAUAGGGAGCUGGACAAGUGGACCAAAAUUAGCUUUCUCCAUGUACAAUUAAACUUCUCUCAUAUGUGAAAAAUACUUCCCCAUUCAUGUAGUGCCAUGAAACAGAAACUACCACAGACACAGACAAUUUUGUGAGAUUUUUAGCAAUGAGUAGCUUGUAUCAUUACCCCAUUGCUGGGCAUAUGUAAAAGUAAUUUCACCUCUUUUCCUCUUGCAGUAGAAGCAAAGUCUUGUACAAAUUUGCAGGAUGUCUGUGGCAGGAGAGUCAGUAAAAUCUGAGGGGUUCUGCUGUAAGUGGCAGUUACGUACCUGUGAAUUUUUGGAUCUUAACUUUCAGGCUGGGCUAAAAGCACUGUUGCUGGAGGUCUCUGAGCACAAAAGUCCUGUGCCUUUUCAACACUGAGUGGUUAAAUUUCCACAAAGUUUCUAGAGUUUUUGAGAACUUAGUUCUGUGAAAGGCAGUGUAGGUAAUGUUAUAGUGCUUUAUAUUUUUGCUUGAAAUUGCCGGUUACUGAUUUUCUUUUUGCAUUAAAUUUAAAGGCGGGGGGGGCUGAGGGAGGGAACAGACUUCACUUGGAGGCAGCAGGACAUGCUAAAUGGCACACUUAAAAAUAGGAAGAGCUUGGUAAAGUCUGUGAUAAACAUGAUUUGGAAGAAAGCUAUGAGCAGGCUCUUCUUUUAUAAAUAAUCAUUUUUGAAAAUGAAUUUGUUUAAACAUAAACAUAGAGACUUGUCUAUAUGGUAUCAGGUUCUUGGGGUUUUUUUUAAUUAAAUUCUGACACUUGACAAAAAGAUAUGCUAAACAUAAAAGUAAAAGCCAUAGGUAUGAGUGCUAAACUGUGGAUUGAAACAUAGAAGUGUAAAAGUGUAAAUAGUUUAAUCAAUAUUAGAAAAUAAAACAAUACCAACCGUCAAAUGUUGCAUUAUUUGUUUCAUCAAUAUAUGAGGAACAACUGAAUGACUGGCAAUUAAGUGCCAAGUUACAGUGUUAAGGAUCAAUCUCAUUUUUAAUAUGAUUAAUGGCUUUUUUACUGUAAAGUUAGAUUCAUUUAGAAAAUGCUUGUCUGUCUGUGGUCAAGGAUGUUAAGAAUGUCUUAAUUACUGCUGGAGGUUAGAGGUGCUCCAAACUCCUGAAGAAACUAUUUCCAAAGCCUUAAAUGAAGGGAAGAAUUUUUGCAAGGACAGUCCCUACUGCUCUUGGUAAUACUAUAGAUCUUAAAAUCAGGCUUUUCUAUUCCAUCUUCAAAUGCCAAACUGUUUCCUGGGAUUUGUGCUUUUAUUUAGUUUAAUUAUUGUGUUUCAUCAUAGCCUUUGAGAAACUGUUGCAAAAGAAACAUGGAUUGCGAUUAAAAUUUCAAACAAUUUGA